UCCAAUUGACUUGUCAGAAAACUCUAUCUGACAUUGAAUUUCCAUAUUAUCACACAUUUUCCAUGUUCGUAGGGCUUGAAAUCGCCACUGUUCUGCUGUGGGUUGUUGCUGUCUCGGCUGUUUGGGAUGUGGCUGAAGUUCCUGAGAUGGCUUUGCUGCAGCGACAUUUGGAGAUCGAAACUCCCCUGAUGCGACGUCUGAAAGCUUCGCCCAUGUUCUGGCUGCACAUCCCAAAGUGCGGCACCAGCUUCGCCAAUACAGUAAUGCAUAUGCCGAACAUGUGCCCGGGUUUGGGGGAGAAUUUGAGUAUCGAUGAUGAGCAGUUCGGAAAGUGCUUCGAGCAUACCCUGCAGGUGAACUGCCUGCGGUGGUGUGAUCAGAGUCUUAUUCAUUGUAAUUGGCCAAUACAAUCUCAUCAGUUUUUGUCAGAUGAGAAGUACGAGGAAUACAAGGGCAAAUUUGUGGCACUUCUACGUCAACCCGAGCAGCGUUUGCUAUCUGCCUACAAUGAUGAUGGUGACCUGUUCCGAGCAGAGCCCUAUAUCAGCAUAUGUGCUGAAAAUCGCACACCUGAACGAAUCCUGUCACUGGAUGAGUUUAAAUCCAAAUGGGCUCACUGGACGACAGGGCAGAUCGUCGGCCAUCUUCCAGCUACCUUAGCAGAUGUCCCAGUGGCGCUGCAAAGAUUGAGAGAAGGCUUUGCAUUUGUAGGUUUGCAGGAAGAGUGGGACCUGUCUGUAUGCCUCUUUCAUACCAAAUUUGGAGGGCCCUGCCGCAACUUGGAAUUUCUGGAUACACGGCCGAGUGACAGAGCCACCGGAAACACAAGCGAAUACGAUACUUCAAUACUGGAUGGGUGGGUGGAUGAAAUUGAUGGUCCUGUCUAUACAGAGGCCCAACGCUUGUUCUAUGAUGAUUUGAAACGGUACGGUGUUUCGCAUGAGACUUGCCAAGCAUGUUAUCAAGAAGCCAAUGUGGCAUGACAUUCGUGGAAUCUAUCAACUGUGCCGUGAAAAAUACUCAGAUGAGUUGGGACAAGUGAAGACACCCGAGCAAGCAAAGCUGUAUGAAUUCGAAUUGACAGCUGGUUUCAAAGCUAUGUUUUCUCAUACUUGUAGGGUCUGGUUAUGCCAUUCCAAGUUGCCUCUAAUAUUGAAGCCAGAGAAAUCCAAAUGAUAUAUGUAGUUAGUCCACAUACCGCCAUCAAACAUAGAUAGAUUUAGGCUCGGAAAGUCUGCACAGACUUAAAUUCAUGUAGAUUGGAUAGAUAUAGAAUGUACGGAUAGAUGGAUGGACAGAUGGAUAGACAGGUAGAUAGGUUGGCCGCUGAUCCAGAGGUCCGCAAUGGUACCCCAAAAAGAUCCAAAGGUCGUCUAUUUGCGGUGAAAGUGGAUCCGGUUGCCAACUUCGCCCAGUUUCAAAGUCAGUCAUCCAAUGAGGAUGAAAUUUGGGAAUGGCAAUGGCUCAACGAAAAAAGAUUGGAC
This is a messenger RNA of Cladocopium goreaui, 1484 nucleotides long. The record is from the annotation of a GenBank genome assembly. NCBI's taxonomy places the organism in Eukaryota, Dinophyceae, Suessiales, Symbiodiniaceae.